ACACUCAACAAGAUUAGUCCGGCAGUCAUGUCUCCAGUGCCUCGACCGCCUCUACAGGUUAGAGCGUCGCGUGCACGAGGAAAUCCAGGAGGUUCACAGUGUCAUGAAUCUCCUUGACAACUACCAGCCAGAUGCCACAAUGGAAGAUUCGGACGGAUGUUAUAGCACCAUCGACUCCCAAGCUGGACUUGAUAGCCUCAAUGCUAUUCUACCGCCUGAAUCUUCGCACGACCCCUGCUUCGUGCUACAGCAUGCACUCCAUAAAGCAUCGUUCGGGGUCGUGCAAUCAUUAUCAGAAGGUACAGAAGGUGAGUUGCUGUAUAUGCAGUAUUUCUUUGAACGCUUACCAUGUACAGGCUUAUUGCCCCAUGGAGCCCGCAGUUGUGCCGACUAUGUAACUCGGACUCAGCACAGCAUGUACUCUGCAGGCACUCCGGCAUUUCCUGACCCGGGUGUCAUGGAAUCGUCAUCAGAUGGUGUGGAUGCUCGCUUCGAUUUACCGCUCCAUGGCGCGUCCAAUUCCAUCCAUGAGCUUGCUGCGAAACCCUUCCAGGGAAUUUAUCUUGAGGAAAAUGCACCAUCGAGUUUUGCAGCCAGACCCGACGUGGAACUGUUAGUCCCUGUUGGGCAGGUUAGCCAAGCAAAGGUGAAAUGCACCUGGGAGAGGUGCUCGGCACUCGUCAACAAGGAUAAUCUCACUCGUCACGUCAAAGAGGUGCACGAGGGGAAGAUUAAGGCUGUUUGUGCAUGCUGCGGAAAGGAGUUCAAGCGUCCGUACCAGAUGAAUGAGCAUAAGCUUCGGACCGGAUGUGGAAUGUCCUAGUGGUUUUGUAUAACAAAGUCGCUAGAGAUUUGAUGAAAUGAUU
Messenger RNA from Suillus fuscotomentosus, 866 nucleotides. RefSeq lists its product as uncharacterized. The transcript has 2 exons. NCBI's taxonomy places the organism in Eukaryota, Fungi, Basidiomycota, Agaricomycetes, Boletales, Suillaceae. The record is from RefSeq and is a predicted model, not a curated record. The coding region runs from base 104 to 823 and encodes 239 amino acids.